CAAAGAACAAACUGGCCGAGAGCCCGAGAGUACAGGCGGAUGACAGGACGAGGAAGACGAGAGCUCAGACCGUUGUCUCAAAAAAGAAAAGGAAAAAAAAGAGUGCUCAGAUCGGAGAAGAUGGAAGGAGCCAAAGCAGCGGCGGGGCCGGCGGCGGGGCCGGCGGCGGGUGGGCAGCUGGAAUCGGCGCUCCUCCACAUCAUGCAGCAACACCACCACCAAUCCCUCCGCCAGCGCCAACAAACCGAGAGGGCGAAGAAGGACGCCCUGCGGAGCGCGGCGCGUGUCGCCGGUCAUCUCGUGGAGGCCGUCGACGGCGGGGUGCAGGAGCUCUUCGUCAACGAGAAGCGCAUCGAGCUCGAGGCCCGCGCGCUGCUCGGGACCAUCGCGCGGUACAGGAAGCAGAGCGACCAGUGGCUCGCCGCCACCAACGCGGUCAACUCGGUCCUCAAGGAAAUUGGAGACUUUGAAAACUGGAUGAAGAUCAUGGAUUUUGACUGUAAAAGUAUAAAUGCAGCCAUUCGUAACAUUCAUCGGUCAUGAUUUUGUCCAGCGCCUGCAACUAUGAUGCUAUUGAGCGUUUCUUCCUUUUUUUUAAUAUAUAUAGGAAAUUUCGUGACCGAAAACUGGAUGAAGAUCAUAGGUUGUGACUGUAAAGGUAUCAAUGUACCAUCUGUAAUAUUUCUCAGUCACUAUGAUGCUACAAAGUGUUCGCUCUGUUCUCUUCUUCGUUGGAUUUUUUUUCCA
Messenger RNA from Triticum dicoccoides, 747 nucleotides. Its product is annotated as biogenesis of lysosome-related organelles complex 1 subunit 1-like. The coding region runs from base 40 to 543 and encodes 167 amino acids. The record is from RefSeq and is a predicted model, not a curated record. NCBI's taxonomy places the organism in Eukaryota, Viridiplantae, Streptophyta, Magnoliopsida, Poales, Poaceae. Gene Ontology annotation, cellular component: BLOC-1 complex. Gene Ontology annotation, biological process: endosomal transport. The transcript is spliced from 3 exons.